Molecule: messenger RNA, 951 nt
Organism: Durio zibethinus
Lineage: Eukaryota; Viridiplantae; Streptophyta; Magnoliopsida; Malvales; Malvaceae
Biological process (GO): proteasome-mediated ubiquitin-dependent protein catabolic process
Cellular component (GO): endomembrane system
Molecular function (GO): ubiquitin protein ligase activity
Source: RefSeq, a predicted model, not a curated record
AUGGGCUUUGCCGUCCAAAUGGCCGACAACAAGGAGCAAAGAAACCGCGUAAAGAAAAUCAAACCAGUCGCUCAUUUAAAACCGACUCACCAGUCAUCUUCUUUCACUUCCAAAUUUCCAUCUUCCCAAUUUUUCCUUCCCUUUCUUUGUAACAAAUUAUCUUCUUUGUUACUCUCUUCUCAAUAUAUAAAGGCAGGCGAGAACGGUUGUUUCUCUCAUGUUUCGAACACGGACAUGGAAGAUCAACAAAACACAUCAUUGUCCUCUUCUAUGUUCGAAAUUGAGGUUAACGCAACGUUUAUCAUUGUCAAGAGAAAUGCUGGCAUUGGAAAUGAAAUGUUAAUGGAGGCGGGGAGGAUUAUGUCACAGGUGAUCCACGAGUUCCCUUUGGAAGAUUUGAUUAAUGAUGGCAAAGGUGCCAUUUUGGACAUGCUCAACUCCAUGCGCGUCCCGGUUCAACCGCCCAUGGUGGAAGAAAUAGCGGCCACCGCGGUUUGCUUGGCGGCUGCUGUUAGAGAUAAAGAUAGCAAGGUUUUGAGAAUGCAGGUGAAGAUUGAGGCGAUUGUCGAUAACGUGCCAGACUUUGGGAAUGAUGAUGACACGGAUGAUGAUGAUGAAGGAACGGUGACGACGGUGGAAGAGGUGGUGGAGAAAGUGGGGAAGGUGGUGGUUGAAGGGUCGGGAAAGGAUUGUCCAAUAUGUUUGGAAGAGUUGGUGGUGGGUUGUGAAGCGGCAUGCACGCCUUGCUCGCAUGUUUUUCAUGAACUUUGCCUUGUGAAUUGGCUGAACAAGAAGAAACGCUGCCCUUGCUGUCGUUUUAAGUUGUCAAGGUAAAUUCAAGUUUAGGGUUAGAACUUGGAAGAGAAGCUGAAAAAGGAGUUCAACGAAGCUCCUGCUGUUUUUUUUUUUUUUUCCUUUUUCCUGGAUUUUUCUUUCCUUAAAUUAGCUCCA